AUGGUUCCAAGUACUACUGUUGUUCCUGUCACUUCAUGCGAUGAAACUGAAUGUAGUGUCACUUCUAAGACCACUGGUGUUGUUACCGUUUCAACUGGACUGACAAUCUACACUACCUAUUGUCCACUUUCAUCUAGUGUCACCAUUCCAGUUCCACCAACCACUGAAGAGACUACUCCAGCUACCACUGAAUCCACCGGUGUUGAAACUCAACCAACCACUGAACAGACUACUCCAGCUACCACUGAAUCCACCGGUGUUGAAACUCAACCAACCACUGAACAGACUACUCCAGCUACCACUGAAUCCACUGGUGUUGAAACUCAACCAACCACUGAAGAGACUUCUACUAAGCCAAGUUCCACUGUGAUGGUUCCAAGUACUACUGUUGUUCCUGUCACUUCAUGCGAUGAAACUGAAUGUAGUGUCACUUCUAAGACCACUGGUGUUGUUACCGUUUCAACUGGACUGACAAUCUACACUACCUAUUGUCCACUUUCAUCUAGUGUCACCAUUCCAGUUCCACCAACCACUGAAGAGACUACUCCAGCUAACACUGAAUCCACCGGUGUUGAAACUCAACCAACCACUGAACAGACUACUCCAGCUACCACUGAAUCCACUGGUGUUGAAACUCAACCAACCACUGAACAGACUACUCCAGCUACUACUAAAGAGACUUCGGUUACAAGUUCUUUAACUCCAGAACUUUCUGUUGCUUCUACAGUAAAUGUUGAAUCAGUUGAAACUGUAGCUACAUGCCCAGAAGGUGGAUGUGCUGAGUCUCGACAACCAACUCCAAUUGUUCCUGUUGGGUCUGGUGUUGAAACUGGUACUGUUGUUCCGCCAGCCACUACAUUGGAAGAACAUACUAUAGCUGCACAAUCAUCAAGUGUUGCUGGUGUUCCAGUUAGUUCUGGUUCUAUUUCUGGACCAUUGCCAUCUGCUCAAGUUACCACAUUUGAAGGUGCUGCUUCCAAUAAUAACAAACCACCAAUGUAUGCCUUGGGCUUAGUUGCUUUAUUGUACUUCAUUUAA
Molecule: messenger RNA, 1038 nt
Organism: Candida tropicalis MYA-3404
Lineage: Eukaryota; Fungi; Ascomycota; Pichiomycetes; Serinales; Debaryomycetaceae
Exons: 1
Coding region: 1-1038 (345 amino acids)
Source: RefSeq, a predicted model, not a curated record